CGACCUUAGCACCUACAGAAACAAAAGGGAGCAAGUACAGUACAGAACGAGAAAUCAAAAUGGCGGGAACUCAAUAAACCCUUGGCCUAAUCUUUACUCCCUACUCUCGACUUCGAUAACAAAUCUGCAUAGCCCAAUCGUACACUCCACAGCACGUUUUUCGCACUUUCAAAGAGAGAGAUGUAUGGGAAUAGCCAAUUUGAUGGCAACGCCGCCUUCUCCGGCGGCGGUUUCAUGCCUUCUCAGGCCACCCAAAACGCGGAUCCUGCCUUCUCUCCGGCCAAGAGCCGUGAAGCGCAGGCUUUACUUCCAUUAACCGUGAAGCAAAUAAGUGAAGCUUUUCAAGCGAGUGACGACAAGGCGAAUUUUCUAAUCGAUGGCGUUGAUGUGAAUAAUGUGAAGUUGUUGGGUAUGUUGUAUGAAAAAACUGAAAGGGUGACUGAUGUUUCGUUUGUGCUUGACGAUGGAACUGGUCGGAUUGAUUGUCAUAGAUGGGUAAAUGAAGCUGUUGAUACGAAGGAAAUGGAGCUGCUACUAAACGGCAUGUACGUUAAGGUUCAUGGACAUUUGAAGGGAUUCCAAGGCAAAAAACAAUUGAUGGUUUACUCUGUCAGGCCUGUUACAGACUAUGACGAGGUUGCAAAUCACUUUGCUGAUUGUAUUUACGUCCACUGCUACAAUACAAGAUUACGGAAGUCACAGGAUGCUCACCAAGUGCCAGGUCACAUGCAGAAUUCAACUUUCAAUACUCCUUCAAAGGGCUACCAAUCUACUCCGUCAAAUAAUGUUUCUGUACAAUAUAACACGGACGAGGUCAAGGGCAUCGAAAGAAAAAUCUUAGACUUUUUGCAGCAGCCGUCGUGCAUUGCAAAAGAAAAAGGAGUUCAUCGUGAUGAAUUUGUUCAAUAUCUGAACGUCCCAGAGAAUAAGAUUUUGGAAGCUAUCGAAUCUCUGGAAUCAGAAGGUCUUAUUUAUUCAACAAUUGAUGAAUUCCACUUCAAGUCCACUGCCAACGGUUGAAAUUUAAUGCAACGGGUUUUAACUGAUAGCCGUAGCAAGUAAAAGAAACAACCUUAUCUUUGUCAGUACUUUAUAUCUGCAGCUAUGAGUUAUUGGGUAUACGUGCGUAUGAUAAUCUUCAUUUUCGUCUUGUGUUAGUUUCCUUUUUUGUUGGGUGAUGUCGAACUCGAAUGUUAUUCAUUUGAAUGAACUAAAAUUAUUGGAUUUUGCAGC
Erythranthe guttata (spotted monkey flower) is the source of this 1233-nucleotide messenger RNA. RefSeq names its product replication protein A 32 kDa subunit B. Lineage: Eukaryota; Viridiplantae; Streptophyta; Magnoliopsida; Lamiales; Phrymaceae. The record is from RefSeq and is a predicted model, not a curated record. Gene Ontology annotation, biological process: double-strand break repair via homologous recombination; DNA replication; nucleotide-excision repair. Gene Ontology annotation, molecular function: single-stranded DNA binding. Gene Ontology annotation, cellular component: site of double-strand break; chromosome, telomeric region; nucleus.